AUGUCUGCUGCGGAGCCCCAAGCUGCUACUGCCGCUGUCGACAAGCCGCUUGGCAUGCGAAAGAAUGGCAAGCAAUGGCACGAGACGAAGAAGGCAUUUAGGCCGACGUCAGGCCUGACUUCCUACGAGAAGCGCGCCAAGGAGCGCGUCGCAAUGGCGGCGAUGAAGGCUAAGGAGAAGGAGAUGAAAGACGAGAAGGAGGCAGAGCGCAAGCAAAAAGUCCAGGCUAUCAAGGACAGAAGAGCCGCCAAGGAAGAGAAGGAGCGAUACGAGAAGAUGGCUGAGAAGAUGCACAAGAAGCGUGUAGAAAGACUCAAAAGGAAGGAGAAGCGAAACAAGCUCAUCAAUUCAUGA
Messenger RNA from Colletotrichum abscissum, 354 nucleotides. RefSeq names its product Cgr1 family protein. The record is from RefSeq and is a predicted model, not a curated record. The transcript has 3 exons. Bases 1 to 354 code for a protein of 117 amino acids. Lineage: Eukaryota; Fungi; Ascomycota; Sordariomycetes; Glomerellales; Glomerellaceae.